Molecule: messenger RNA, 3608 nt
Organism: Lymnaea stagnalis (great pond snail)
Lineage: Eukaryota; Metazoa; Mollusca; Gastropoda; Lymnaeidae
Source: the annotation of a GenBank genome assembly
AUAUUAUUAGUUCUCAAUACAUCAUAUUUUUUUUUUUUUAAAACAUUAACAAUGGUUGAUGCUUCCAAUAGGAUGAGUACAUUUCACACCUGUUCAAUCGUGCUAUCACUCAUCCUUAGCCACUGCACCGUGGAGACAGUAGCUCAUGCAAGCAAUCCCAUUCCGCGCUGCUGGGAGAAGAUGUGCACACUGUCCGAUGGCGCCAACAUCCUCGGCCAGUAUGUAGAUGGUAUCAGGGGAGAUGUUUACUAUUUACAUUGCCAAGUGCGAAACCAUGAAGGCAUCGCUUGGCACUAUUCAACACUGCGCGACUGGCUGCACGAUAUUCCGGGUAUUUCCGUUUUCGCGCGCGUGGAGUGCACGAAUGGAUCUUCCAUUUCUUUACCAUGGCCAAUGAGGGCCCGAGGCGUCGUCGGUCUGUCUAUCCACAACUGUAUCCUGAGGGACAAGUACCUUGAAUUUCAAAAUCAGACCAUCUCCGAUAUCCCGGACCAACUUCGCGUGCUGGAGAUACGAGAUUCGGUUUGGUUCAGCGACGACGAAAGUUUCAACAAAAUGACGAAGCCCGCCAGCCUUGCGAACUUGACCGCGGACUACGACUGCGGUCAGGACAGCACCUUAGAGUACAUGGUGGCCAGCAACGUCAGCUACGGGAUGGACUCGGUCUCGGCGCCCAACGACCAAGGACUGCAGGGUUCCGCCGCGGUAGAUUUUGACCUGGAUGCGAUGUUGGCGAAGAGUAAGCCGUCCCCGGAUUCGGGGAACUCGCUGGAAAACUCGGUGCUGCUGGAGGCACUUUCAGGUGGUGGCGACAAGCUGUCGACGUACGGGAGCGAGAGGUAUGUGAGCCCACCCGUGACCAGAACGCCGGAGAAUUUGACAGAGGAGUUCUUGGAGCUGGUCAAGAAGCUCGAGGGCUUAGAUUUUAAAUGCAACUACCUGAAGCUGAGGGUCAUCGACGAGAGCUACCCGAAGAUCAUGAUCGCGAACCACUUCAAGUUCAUGCUCCAAAACGCCAAAUACCCAGAGCUGAGGGUCAUGAACUACACGAGGUCGGGUCUCGGAGCAUUACCGCGGGAGCUCAAAGAACACAGGAUCCAUUUCCCCAAACUCGAGUACCUCGACCUGUCCGAGAACAAAAUAAAGAGCAUCGAUCUUGGAGCGCAGACGGCGACCUCCGGGCACGUGAUCGUCGAUUUAAGUCAUAACCUGAUCGCCAAUGUGUCCCUUGAGGAUGUGGUCGCCUGGUCUAGGGUGGAAGACGUGUUCGUCGACAUCAGGAACAAUCCCAUCCACUGCAGCUGUGACAUGAAGCCGCUGCUCGACUACGUCGGCGCCAACGGUUUCUUCGCGGGCGCGCUCGCCCCUUACGCGUACAUCCGGGACUUGGAGUGCGCCACCCCCGACGUGCUCAGGGGCCGGAAGUUAUCGACGCUGAACUUGGAUUGCUGGGAGCACGCGAGGACGAGAGGCCCUGAGGUAUCGGGAUGGGCGUCGGCCUCCACCUGGGCCAUCGCUGGCUGUUGUGCGUUCGGUGUGGUUAGCACGGUGGCCGUGGUAGCGGUUGUGCUCAAACUUAGAACAGGUAGGCAUAGAUCUUCAACGGACCAUAAAAAUAUCCCCAAAACGCCUAAAGGUGUUUAGAUGUUACGCAGAUUAGAAAUGUUUUAAGUUUGUUAUAUAGCAUAUUUUUAAACUGCAUGCAACCGGAUACUGUCAUUUUUUAAAAAUGCGCGACAUUUUUAGAGCGCAUGGCAUACAUUUACGUAGAUGAGGCGGCGGUAGAGAAAGAUGUGUACUACCUUUGUGCAAAGCGAAUGCAAUUAAUGAGAACCGUUGGGGCGCCUCGGCUCUACUAGAUUAUCCAAUGACAGUUUUUUUUUUUUUUUUUUUUUUUUUUUUUUUUUUUUAAUUUUAUUAAUAUAAGAUAUUGAUCUCAUCAUUGCAAAUAUCUCUGCUCUUCAAGUUACUAAAUGACUUCAAUGUUCUGAACAGGAGUUGGCUACGAAAAAAUAUAUAUUAUCGUCUCUUAAAACUUAUAAGGUAUAAACCUACAUAUCGUAAAUCUUCACGCUAUGAGCCCACAGACUAUAUAAGACUGCAGAACGUCAAACUAAAGAUUAACCCUCUCAAUAUAAACGAACAGGGUAUCAAACUGCAGUAAAUAAAACCUACAUAAUCUCAAACUACAGAUUGUAAAACCUAAAGAAAAAAUUAAAACCUAUAGAAUCUCUAUUUACAGAUUGUAGAGCCUAAAAAAAAUUAAACCUACAGAAUCUCAAUCUAAAAACAGUAAAACCUAUGUAAUCUCACCCUAAAGACUUUGAACCCCACAGAUGGUAAAACCUUCAGACAGUAAAACCUACAGAAUUCAACUUCCAUACAGUCAUACCUAUAGAAUCUCAACGUACAGACUGUCAACCUCAACACAAUGAAAGCAGCUGACUACAAUCUUACCUUUUCUUUCAGUCCACGCAGUGGCGUAGCUAGGGUUAGUGCAGACCGGGUGGGUCAAGAGUUUCGCCGAGCUCAUUAUAACAAAGGUUAUGUAAUUACCAUUAUCAUUUUAACAUGCUAAACUCAAUUCACCCAAACUUCACUGACUAGCCUGUAUUUAUAAACGGUCACAGGAUAAGCCCAAACCAACAGGAUAAGCCAACACCAACAGGAUAAGCCCACAGAAGCUUAACAGCUACACAGGCAGGUGAAUGGCUUGCUGCGAUAGACGCACUGCACCAACAAAUUCACGUUUUUUUUUGUUGUUUUUUUGUUUUUUUUUUGGGGGGGGGGGUUGGGGUGGGGGGCUUGUGUAAAAAGAAUGACACACAUAUAUACACUUACUGAAUCAAGCGUAACAAUCAUGAAAUAAAUUGAUACAUAUUUAUAGGCAUUUAUUCUAUUUACGCAUGUUCAUUAUCGAUCACUCGUCCCGUUAACAAGGUGACAAUACAAAUUUAUUUAUUUAGGCAAUUUUGUAUAGCGCUUACCUUACAGCUCUAAGCGCUUUACAAUUAUUAAAAAAAUAUGUAAACUAUUUAAACUGCUAAAGUACAAUAAAAAAUAAAAAAACCAGAGACACUAGAAAUCGUAUCUCAUGAUAUAACACAGAUGUAUGUGUUCAAUAGAUCAAGUAGUACUGCAUGUCUUCAAAUAUUUAAUAAUCGAUAUAGAAACCAAUCAAUGAUUAUUUUAUUUCUUGUUUGUAGCCUACUAACAAAUGCACGUUGCACGAUGAUAAAACUAUUAUGUUGAACUCUUGAUCCCCUGCGUUUUACAAUUAGUAUGAUCAUCAAAUAAUUUGUAUGGUGAUGUGGCCAUGGAUAUGGUUUAAAUUGAUAUUAUUGGCAAUAAAUUGUGUCCGUGAACAUGAUUUAAUUGGCAAUAAAUUGUGUCCGUGAACAUGAUUUAAUUGGCAAUAAAUUGUGUCCGUGAACAUGAUACAUCUGACAUCAGCUGCCAAGGUUGUAUAUGGACUAAUUAUAAAAAGAGUUGGACUGCGAUAAAGCUUUAAAAUCGAUUAAUUAGACACCAACAAUGUGUGUCAAUAUAACAAUAUAAUUUAAGCUUUAAUUAAUAAUUAUACAUAAUACCCAAGUAAACGUUUCGGC